AUGGCCCAGGAUACCCAGACCACUCUCACCGGUGAAAUACUUCAGUGGAGCCUCUGGAAACAAGUUUACACGAGUCAUAAGCGACUUUUUGAAAUUUACCUAAGGUGGAAACACUGUGAGACGCCAGCUGUUAAGAGUCUGUGCAAUCUAAGGAAGCUUCUGAACAGACUCCAGAAGGACCACAGAGAAGAUAUCUGUCUUUACACCUCUGGACACCUGAAUCCCAACAAGCUCUACCGGCCUCCUGAGACAAUCUUGUGUCACUGGCGCAACGCCCACAGGCCAAAGGGGGAAGACAUCCUCGGAGUGAGGAAGCCGCCCGAUAGGAAUGUUGCAAAGAUGAAGGAUGCUUUGGCUUAUUUCACCAUCAACACAGCUCUGAUUCCGAACGAUGCCCAGAACACACGUCUGUUCAGGAACCUGCACCCCCAGACACAUGCUUUCCACACUUCAGAAGGGUAUCUCGUGCCCAGGAAGGUUCCCAAAGAGGAGAAGGAGGAAAUGAGCGAGAGCGCUCUGGCUCGGCACGGGUGCGAGCUCAGGCUGCCCGAGCUGAGGGUGCUGAGGAGCAAACAGGUGGGCUCCAGUCGCCAGUGUGCCGGCUGUCCCCCAGGCAGGGACGAAUACCAGUAUAUCAGCUCGUACUUAGCUGGCGUGACGAACGCGGACAGGUAUAAGAAGUUCAUGAGUUUCCAAAAGGAAGUUCUUGCAAAGCAAGAUCUCCUGAAGAAUGACUUCACCGGGAGCAAGGCAGCGGCAGGCCAUGAAAAGAAGCUGGAACAGGAGCUCCAGAAGAUAUGCAUGUGCGACCCUCAGCAGUUCAACAGACUGCAGGUCUUUGGAGAAGUCUUCGAGGACAUCUGCAAUAGUUCUUUGGUAUUUGGUGAUCUCUUGAAAGAAAUUAAGGAAGAAUAUGAACUCUACGUGGCAAUACUUCUGGACUCCCAGCCCACACCACAGUAUAAGACUCUUCUGGCUCAAUUCAAGGGGCUGGAGAGAAGUCCCGUGAAGACAGCUGAUGUGGACCAGGCCAGGGAGGAGCUCAGGAUGCUUGUGAAAGCCACCAAAGCAGCCCUGGAGCACAACGAUGAACUCAGAAAUGAAUUGGAGAAGGAGCGUGUGUUGCUGCAGUCUGCAAAGGAAAAAUCAGAAUCAUCUGAGAAAAAUGUAAUGGAUGAAGAGCACCUUACUCUUAUUGAGAAGGUUGAAAAGAAGAGAUGUGAAAUACUCAAUAAAUGUGACGAAAUUCAAGCUCUUAAAAAAGAAAUUAAAACAACUUUGGUUCAUACUGGAAUUUCAGAUAUCACUGAGAAUAGGGUUAAAAGCAUAGAGAUUGAAGCUAUAAAAUUGGAGACAGCAAAUAGAACUUUAAUAAAGAAAAUAGAAGAAACUGUGGAAAUUUAUUAA
Molecule: messenger RNA, 1407 nt
Organism: Galeopterus variegatus (Sunda flying lemur)
Lineage: Eukaryota; Metazoa; Chordata; Mammalia; Dermoptera; Cynocephalidae
Product: chromosome unknown open reading frame, human C6orf118
Exons: 9
Coding region: 1-1407 (468 amino acids)
Source: RefSeq, a predicted model, not a curated record